AAAAAAAAAAGAAAAAAGAAAAGAAAAGAAAAAAAAAGAAAACUGCCAGUUUCAAUCCAGACCCAAUGCCUGGACACCCUCUUCUUGGAGACACUUCAGGCACUCCACCUGUCCCCCAGCAGGGAGGGUGUGGAACGCUUGUGGUUCAUGCUGCUUGCUUUGGGGAAACCAUUAUCCUCUGUUCUCUCCUGCUUUUCUGAUCCCCUCUUUCCCCAGCACCUGGGGUUUAUAUCUGUCCCUCCCUGGAAGCAUGGAAGGUUCAUUCCACAAGAGGACUGCAGGGAGUGGGGGCAACCGGUGGACCAAGCCCUGCUCUAAGUCUGUUCCUGGAGUCCUGCUAAGGCCCCACCAGCUGAACACUCCUGGAUCUGCCCCCAUCCCAACCCCACAACCCCUGUGAGGUGAAGCCCAGCUGUCACCGUGGCUGUCAAGUCCCUUCAUGACUGGCCCAUCUUCCCAACGUUCCUACCCUGCGAGCUCUGCCAGCCUAGAUGACAUGUCUUUCCCUCUUUACAUCCUCAGUUCCCACCUCCAAUACAUUUGCUUUUUCCAUUCCUGCUGCACAAUAUCUGCCAGUCUCCACUUGCUGACAUUUUAGUCUCUUGUUCAUCCUGCAAGACCCUGUUCACGUCACUCCUCCAGGAAGUCACGCAUGUUCCUUCCAGCAAGAAAGGUCCUCUCUCUUCUGAGCCUCCAUGUCUGUCUUGUGACUCUCAGUGCCAAGCACUAGGAAUGGCACAGACUAAGUGUCGAUUCAUGUUUAUUAAACUAUACAGAUUAACACUGCAAUUUUCCAGAUGAGGAAACUGAGACUCAAAGAGGGACAGCAACUGGCCCAGGGUCACCAGCAUGCAGAUGCCUGCUAUGAUGUCUCUGCUUCUUGUGUCUGUGGGCCUCAUGGAAGCACUUCAGGCCCAGAGCCACCCCAUCACACGACGAGACCUCUUCUCUCAAGAGAUGCCGCUGGACAUGGCCCUGGCUUCCUUUGAUGACCAGUACGCUGGCUGUGCUGCUGCCAUGACAGCUGCUCUUCCAGAUCUCAACCACACGGAGUUCCAGGCCAACAAGGUGUAUGCAGAUGGCUGGACACUGGCAAGCAGCCAAUGGCAGGAGCGCCAGGCCUGGGGGCCAGAGUGGAGUCUCAGCCCUACCCGUCCACCCCCACCACCCCUGGGCUUCCGCGAUGAGCAUGGGGUGGCCCUCCUGGCCUACACAGCCAACAGCCCCCUGCACAAGGAGUUCAAUGCAGCCGUGCGUGAGGCAGGUCGCUCCCGGGCCCACUACCUCCAUCACUUCUCCUUCAAGACACUCCAUUUCCUGCUGACCGAGGCCCUGCAGCUCCUGGGCAGGGGCCAGCGUCCACCCCGGUGCCACCAGGUGUUCCGAGGUGUGCAUGGCCUGCACUUCCGGCCAGCAGGGCCCGGGGCCACUGUGAGGCUGGGGGGCUUUGCUUCCGCCUCCCUGAAGAAUGUUGCAGCCCAGCAAUUUGGUGAGGACACCUUCUUUGGCAUCUGGACCUGCCUUGGGGCCCCUAUCAAGGGCUACUCCUUCUUCCCUGGAGAGGAAGAGGUGCUGAUCCCCCCCUUCGAGACCUUCCAGGUGAUCAAUGCCAGCAGACCGGCCCAGGGCCCCGCCCGCAUCUACCUCCAGGCCCUGGGCAAGCGCAGCACCUACAACUGCGAGUACAUCAAAGACAAGGAGUGCAAGUCUGGGCCUUGCCAUCUGGAUAAUUCAGCCAUGGGUCAGAGCCCCCUCUCUGCAGUUUCGUCUCUGCUGCUGCUGCUCUGGUUCCUUGCAGUGAGGGCCUUUCCAGACAGUCCAGGCCUCCUUUGAUGCAUGAGACACGGGACAGCCUCACCUGCUGCCUCUGCCCAUCCUGAGGAUGUUGGCAAUGUGUACUUUCAGUGUAACCAAGAUUCCUGGCAACCCCAUCUGCAGGGAACUCUGGGACCUUGUCUGGUAGCUGCCAGACCUGCUGGUGGAGAAACAGGAGACAAUUUGGGGACUGAACCUUACUCAGGGCUCUAGGAGUGAGACUCUGAAUAAAGGGUUGGGCCGG
Molecule: messenger RNA, 2059 nt
Organism: Chlorocebus sabaeus (green monkey)
Lineage: Eukaryota; Metazoa; Chordata; Mammalia; Primates; Cercopithecidae
Gene: ART1
Product: ADP-ribosyltransferase 1
Molecular function (GO): NAD+ poly-ADP-ribosyltransferase activity; NAD+-protein-arginine ADP-ribosyltransferase activity
Source: RefSeq, a predicted model, not a curated record